CUCUUCCCCGUUGGAGAAGAGCGGGGCCCACAAGCCCCUACUCUCUCUGUCUCUCUCUUCGUGACCGACCGUGAAGGUUUUGGGGCGCAGAAUCGCUACAAUGGCGUUGUCUUAUCCGAUCGCCGUCCUGGCACCGAAGCCGAAAUCAGCAAUGAUGUGCUACUGAUAGAAUUGCUCUGUGGUUGAAUACGCUUGGUUUUCUUGGUGUCCUUCAUCGGGAUGCAUGUCGAAAGAAUCUGAAUAGUUUCUGCUGGUUCGAGAAAGGACAAGGUAAUUGCUUGGAUCUUCGAUGGUAGUGUUCAAAUUUUACUGUCCUCUAAUUAUAUGACGCGGACUGCGCGUCUGCCGUCGCCCUUGGUUUACCAUUCAGACUUGAAGUUUUACGAACUUAGCUGUUUCGAUCUUGUUUUUGGUUUUGGGUGGGUUUCGAAUGAUCUUCUUGCCUUUUUCUUUCCCUGGGGAUGAUUCUUGUUGGGGCUUUUGGAACUUCAAUUGCAGUUGGGGCUAGUUGUGUUAUUCUGCUGUUUUGUGAUGGUAAUUGUCGUCCGAUACGGUGUGUGGUGAUGGAAACUUUGAGAUGGGGGAUUUGAAGGGUUUGUUGUUCUUAUGAAGCUGCCGAAAAUGUAUGUAGUGAAUGAAGAUAAUUCGUGGAGACAACCAUUUGGUUCACUAUCUUGGCUUAUGGAUGCAAUCUUGGAAUUUUUGGGAAAAUAUAGUCUGGGGAAUUCAUUUCUCAUACUUUUCAGGGUUCAGUUAAAUUUGUUGUCGUGAAAUUCAGAGUUUACCUCAGAGGGUAAACGUAGGAUAAGUAGAGGGGAGAUGAGGGGCAUUAAAGAUUGGGUUUUAUCUCAGCUAUUGUCCCCAUCAUUUGCAUCGUCAAGGCCAAUGCCAAGCAGUGAUAGUUUCUUCAAUGUAGAACCUUUGGAUGAAGAGUCCAACGACCAAGGUUCAGUUCACCCUGUCGAUCUGGUAGGACGACCUGAAUCAGAUGAUUCAUCUUGCUACUCUAAUAAUGAUCAGGAAAAUCGGCUUUAUUUGUCUGCACAACAAGUUCCAGUUGAAGAAGAUUCUCAUCGGUCUCUUCAUUGUAGUGACAGAAAAAAGUUGGAUCCAUUGGCUAGGAUUGAGGGUCUCCAAAUUAAGUUCUUGCGUCUUCUUCGACGGCUUGGGCUAUCACAGGACAAUCUUGUGGUGGCCAAGGUUUUGUAUCGGUUACAGCUGGCAACUUUGAUAAGAGCAAGGGAAUCCGAUCUGAAAAGAGCUAAUCUAAGAAGUGAUAGAACUAGAGUAAUAGCGGCAGAACAGGAGGCAGCUGGCUUUCCUGAACUGGAUUUUCCAGUUAGAAUUCUUGUCCUGGGAAAGACGGGGGUUGGCAAGAGCGCAACCAUAAAUUCUAUUUUCGACCAAAGAAAGGCAAUGACUAGUGCAUUUCAACCCGCCACUGAUCGCGUCCAAGAGGUAGUGGGAGAUGUCAAUGGGAUAAAGUUCUCUAUUAUUGAUACCCCAGGCCUAUUGCCUUCCUCUACGAGUAAUAUGAGAAGAAAUAGAAAGACUCUGCUGUCUGUGAGGAGAUUCAUCAGAAAAUCCCCUCCAGACAUUGUUUUAUAUUUUGAACGCCUUGAUCUCGUUAACUUUGGUAAUGGUGACUUUCCUCUUUUGAAGCUUAUAACUGAUGUUUUUGGUUCUGAAAUUUGGUUCAACACAAUCCUUGUAAUGACCCAUUCUUCCUCAGCUCUUCCUGAAGGGCCUACUGGGUAUCCUGUCAGUUAUGAAUCUCAUGUUGCGCAGUGCACCGAACUGGUGCAACACUAUAUACACCAAGCUGUGUCAGAUUCCAAACUUGAAAAUCUUGUGCUUUUGGUGGAAAAUCACCCUCACUGCAGGACAAAUGUGAUGGGGGAGAAAAUUCUUCCUAAUGGGCAGGUUUGGAAGUCUCACUUCUUGUUACUAUCUGUUUGUUACAAAGUUCUUAGUGACGCUAAUGCUGUCUUGGAUUUUCAAGACAGCUUCGAACUUGGGCCAGUGAGUGGUGCUCGGUCGCCUUCGCUGCCUCAUCUUCUCUCAUCUCUUCUGCGGCAUCGCUCCCUGUCAAGCUCUAGUGAAACAGGCAAUGAGAAUGACGAGACUUUAACAUCAGAACUAGAGGAUGAAGAUGAGUAUGAUCAGUUACCUCCAAUUCGUAUCCUGACAAAAUCGCAGUUUGCAAAGUUGACGAACUCUCAGAAGAAGGACUAUCUUGAUGAGCUGGAUUACCGGGAAACACUUUAUUUGAAGAAACAGUUGAAAGAAGAGUCUCGGAGGAAGAGCGAGAGCAAGCUUGCUCAAGAUGAAGGUUCUGCCAAUGAUGAUAUUUCUGAUAACCAGGAAGCAUCUCCAGAGGCUGUUUUGUUACCAGAUAUGGCAGUUCCUCCAAAUUUUGACUCAGAUUGCCCUGUACACAGAUAUCGAUGCCUUGUUACAACUGACCGGUGGCUUCUGAGACCCGUUCUUGAUCCCCACGGAUGGGAUCAUGAUGUGGGCUUCGAUGGAAUAAAUUUGGAGGCAGCUGUGGAAACAAAGAAGAAUGUCCUGGCCUCUGUCACAGGACAGAUAAGCAAGGACAAGCAAGAUUUCAUCAUUCAGUCCGAGUGUUCUGCAGCCUAUGCCAAUCCAAGGUGGCCCACAUAUGGCAUGGGUCUUGAUGCUCAGUCAGCUGGUAAAGAUUUGAUCUGUACUGUUCAUAGUAGUGCAAAGGUUAGGAACUUGAAACACAAUAUCACAGAAUGUGCAGUUUCUGUGACAUCUUUUGGGAACAAGUAUUAUGUUGGGGGCAAGCUCGAAGAUACCAUUGCGGUUGGUAAGAGACUGAAGUUUGUAAUGAAUUUUGGUCAAAUGGUUGGUCUUGAGCAAGUGGCGUAUGGUGGGAGUCUCGAAGCCACUUUGAGAGGGAGAGACUAUCCUGUGAAGAAUGAUUUUGUCAGCCUGACAAUGACAGCCUUAUCCUUUAAUAAAGAAAUGGUAAUAAGUGGAAGUUUUCAGUCUGACUUUCGGCUGAACCGAGGCACAAAAAUGUCAUUUAAUGCUAAUUUAAAUAACAGGAAAAUGGGGCAAAUCUGUGUAAAGACAAGCAGCAAUGAGCAUAUGGGAAUUGCUUUGAUUGCAUUAAUCUCAAUUUUGAGGGCUCUGUUUAGGAGAAAGGCAACCAGUGAAUUAGACAAGCAAACACUGGAGAAAGGAUAAAUUUGUCAGGCAAUUUUGGUAUUAGAGCAUUGCCAAGUGGAUAAGCUUUUAGCAUAGCAAUCUCUAGGAGAUGGGCAUUUUCCGUCUGACAAAAAAUAACUGAUCGGAUAAAUGAAGAUGUUUUUGAGUGGUCAAUGGGAGACACAGACUUUCUGAAAGCCUGCGAUUGAUGUAUUAUAUUGCCCUCAUUCCUUUUGUUACACCCAUCACCUCGAGGAUCAUGAAAUCCCAGAGUCGUGCAUCUGCAAUCCAAGAAUCCUGUGCAUCCGCCCAACUCUGUCGAUGGAGGUUUAUGUCAAGUAAAUUUUGCAAUAAUUGUACAGUAAGUCAUGCUGCUCUGCUUUUUGUGCUUCUGGAAUAUCUCACUUGAAAUAAGAGCUAACCAAAAUUUCCCCCUUUCUUUGACUUGAAAUGCUGUUAAGCUUUUUGUUGUGCUAAACGACAUGAUGGACUAGCUGCCUUUUUGACUUUGAUGAUGGUGAGGCUGUUCCUUGAUAGCAGAAUCCUGGAAAUGCAAGAAUGAAAGUUGAUUUUUACCUAAAUAAUUUUUGCUAAGAGGGCAGACAUGAAGGUAAUUCAGAUGUUAUAGAACAUCACGCUUACCAUGCGAAAGUAGAUGUGCAGCCUUCUGCACCGAUCAGUUGAGAAUUCGCUCGAGGCUCUGUAGAACGAUUGACCAAGAGGCAUGGUCCCUUUAUCAAAAUGCUGUGGAACUCUCCUAACAUCAUGAUUUCUGUUUUUCUCGUUGCAGGAUCUCUUCCAACAUUAUGUUAAUAAAGUUUCAUGUUGGAUUCAUGAUUCAUCGAAAAUGAUUUUUGUUUUCGUUUUUUGUUUUUGGUGACUAAAACAGCUGAGGGUGAGCAUUGAUCAAUGGUGAUAACCUUGGCCAUAUUUGCUGAGUUAUAUUGGUUGAA
This is a messenger RNA of Malania oleifera, 4133 nucleotides long. Its product is annotated as translocase of chloroplast 90, chloroplastic. Gene Ontology annotation, molecular function: GTP binding; GTPase activity. Gene Ontology annotation, biological process: protein targeting to chloroplast. The coding region runs from base 820 to 3219 and encodes 799 amino acids. NCBI's taxonomy places the organism in Eukaryota, Viridiplantae, Streptophyta, Magnoliopsida, Santalales, Ximeniaceae. Gene Ontology annotation, cellular component: chloroplast outer membrane. The record is from RefSeq and is a predicted model, not a curated record. The transcript is spliced from 3 exons.